GUUGAAAAUGAGGUUGCGGUAAACCCUGAGGCCGAGCGGGAUUGCAAGGAAUUGGGAAUUUUUCUUUAAGAGAAAAUGGGCCGAUCAAGAUCAAGAUCGCGCAGCAGAAGCCGUUCAAGAAGUAGAGGAAGAAGCAGAAGUUAUUCUCCAGAAGGAUACAGGGUUCAUGUUGCAGAUUUGGGCCUAGAUUGUUCCAAGAGGGAAGUAGAAAGAACCUUUGAGAAGUUUGGCCCUUUGAUUGAAGUAUGGCUAGCUCGGAACCCACCGUGCUUUGCCUUUAUAGUGUACAAACACAGAGAAGAUGCUGAAGAAGCCAUCAGGGAUAUGGAUGGAAAGACAUUAUGUGGGGGAAGAGUGAGAGUGAGCUUUGCAAGACCAAGGACUAGGGGAGCACGGAGACGUAGAGGUUUUGACCCAAACUUGAGGUGCUACCAGUGUGGAGAGAGGGGACAUUUUUCAAGAGACUGUGACGAAAUUUGGAGAUCAAGAAAAAGGUCUUAUUCUAGAUCCCGUUCUAGAUCACGCUCCAGAGGUCGUCGCAGUCGCUCUCGUAGUAGAUCAAGGAGCAGAACACGUAAGGAUAAGAAAAGAAGUUCUUCAAGAUCUCCAAGGAGGCGCAGAAGUGACAGUGGACGUAAUAAGGAUAAAGAUAGACAAGACAAAAAGAGCACUUCAAAAUCGCCAAAGAGAAACAAAAGUGAAUCCCCUAAAAGAAAGGAGAAGGCGAGAUCCAAGUCCCCAAAGAGAAGUCGCAGUAGAAGUCCUAGCCAGGACAGAAAAGAUGACGAAGACAGAAAUGGUGAAAAUGACAAGGAAGAGGCCAAGAGGUCUUCUAAGUCACCAAGAAAAGGAGAAAGCAAAUCAAAGGACAAGUCUAAAUCACCUGCAAAAAAGAGUGCCUCAAGAUCAAGAUCACGAUCACGGUCCCAGUCUAAGUAAACAGAAGCACCAGAAAAGUUGGAAGAAUACUUAUUGGUUCAGUUAUUUCGAGCCUGUAACAUUUGUUUAGUCAAAUGACAUAGAUUGCUAUAGUGUUAUCAUGAAAUCGUUUCUUUAAUAUCAAAGUGAAAGCAGUAACAGUAACUAUAGCACAAAACUUACGACUUUUUCUGGGUGAAACUCCAGUAAGUAUGGCACAAACUUGGAUGUAAAAAUGCCCACUAAGAUCAUUGUUAUCAAAUAUUUUUCAUUUUUGAACUACAUUAGGUAGCUUUGUAUAAUUGUUAACAAGAAAGGUGUUGAUUAACAUUUUUUUGUAAAUGAAAAACCAUUUAGAAGGCAUCAGCGGCAGAUCAAAACUAAGUAAAGAUAGCCAAACGUCAGCCCACCCCUUUUUUGGUCUUCCCACUCUUCAAUACUAUUGGAAUGUGGAGAUGAAAAUGGGCAGUUUUGUUUGUUACCCUUGUAUCAGCCGAUGGAGCUUACAUACAAUAUGAAUAGAAGUAGGGAGUGGAUUAGAAAAAUAACAUUCCAUUUUUGCAAAGCAUCAAGUUAAAACGGCUUUUUUAAUGAGUGCAACAUGGAUAAUACAACCUAUCAAUUGCAUAGCAGUUUAAUGCCUUCUGUUUUGUCGUAGGUCAACUGCAUACUGUAUCGCUUAUUUGGGUAUUACAUUUCAAAUUUCCAUAUAAUGCAUUGGGUCUAUUUGUUAUAUUAACCUAGAGCAUUUUGUCUUGUCAUUCACAAUUUUAAUAUUACAAUGGCAUAAAACGUUUCCAACUAUGUACUGUUUAGGGAGAGCUUCCGAUUGAGCAGCGUUAUGUAAACCUCUCAUGAAAAUUGUUUAUUUUUAAAACAUUGAUAACAUAUUUCUUGGAAGUAAAACACUCGUAUAGACUCAUUCAGCUUAUCUUUGUAUCCGAUAAGGAAAUAAAUGGAAAUAAUUUAAGGCAGACUGCUCUGGUAAAGCAAUAUGUAAAUAAUAUAAGUCUGGAGGCUGUAGAUGUGCAGUUUGCCGGUAACAGACACCUGCUUGCUUCUCACGGUGUGCACACUUUGUACGCGGUUUCCAUGGUUUCAUUAGAGUUAAUAAAUUGGUAAUACUGA
Messenger RNA from Lingula anatina, 2046 nucleotides. RefSeq lists its product as uncharacterized. Gene Ontology annotation, molecular function: RNA binding; zinc ion binding. Lineage: Eukaryota; Metazoa; Brachiopoda; Lingulata; Lingulida; Lingulidae. The record is from RefSeq and is a predicted model, not a curated record.